AUGGUCGGUGUCCCGAGCAGCCGCGGGUGCAACUCUUGUCGAAAGGCAAAGAAGAGGUGUGAUCAAAAGCAGCCAAAAUGCGGCCGCUGUAUCAGACUUGGGGAUGAGUGCGUAGGCAGUGGGACAAGACGCUUCAAAUUUCAUCAGUACAAGCCUGAUACGCACACUACUCAACUCAUCACACCUCCUGCUGAACCACCAAGCAAUGAUACGACUAGACUGACGGCGGAGUUUAUAUCGCUUAUGGAAAUUGAUGAUGAUCGGUUUGGUUUCGAAGCAUAUGGCCCUUAUUUCUUUGCAGAUCUUCCUCGGCGUAUGGGCUCGAAUUCUGCCCUUGAUACCACCACUUCUGCCAUGAUUGCAUCGUUCCAAGCAAUUCGCCUGAGAAAGACUGCUGACAAAAAGACCUUUUCUCUUUAUGGGAAGGCGUUGAGGUCCUUGCAGAGCUGUUUGAGUGAUGAUAAUCAACCGGUUAUGCUUAAGCUGGAACUCGUUUUGAUGAUGAUGCUAUGCCAGAUCUGGCUUGAUAACAAGCAUGCCAAUAAACAUCGAGGGGUAAUAGCGUAUUUAUUGAAAGAAGCUGUAUCUCAGGGCGAGAUUCUUCACUCAGGAGAUAUACGAGCAUGGUGCUUACAAGCGAUAUACGCCGCCCUAUGCGACCCAAAAGUUGAACUCGGCUCAUGGUUCUGGGACGUAGCCGUCCAAGACAAUAUCAUGACACGACCAUACCACUACGAACAGAACCUCUACUGCUUCGAACUCGGAGCAAUAGGCGACUUACCCGUGUUUCUUCGAGAUCCUGAGAGAUAUCUCUACCAGUUGAAAUGCUACUACAACACUCUCUCUCAAGAACGACUAGUGAUGAAGAAACUCUACGAAGAAGCCAUGGUGGCAACACUCCCAACGGAUGCAUCGCCUGCGUGUAGAAUGAAAGCCAUAGAGUACGCCUCCGGCCACGCAGGUCUUCUCGUCCAAGCAGCACUCAUUGGCCCAGCACUCAAGCCCUUUGGCGUUCUUCCAGAUUACACACAAGAUUCUCACGAGAUAUGCGAUGAUGCAAUACUACUUGCACAUCGAUGCCAGACAUUCAGGCCAUGCGGGGCGUCCUACGUGCCUGAGCUGUUAAAGUUGGUCUGGGCAUCUUUGGAUGAUGGAUAUAGACAUGAGGAGCUGGAGAAGUUGAUGGAUGAGUAUGCUGAGGACGUUCAGGGUGCGAGCUAUCUUGAGGAGGCCAAGAUUAUGAGGAAGAGGCUUGACAGUAUUGGCUGGAGCGAUCAACAGCGGUUCUUGGAGGGGAGGGAUGAAGGAGUAGAGACACCGCCGCCGUGUGUGAUUUUGUGA
Molecule: messenger RNA, 1341 nt
Organism: Fusarium fujikuroi IMI 58289
Lineage: Eukaryota; Fungi; Ascomycota; Sordariomycetes; Hypocreales; Nectriaceae
Exons: 4
Coding region: 1-1341 (446 amino acids)
Biological process (GO): regulation of DNA-templated transcription
Molecular function (GO): DNA-binding transcription factor activity, RNA polymerase II-specific; zinc ion binding
Source: RefSeq, a predicted model, not a curated record